Molecule: messenger RNA, 7877 nt
Organism: Eublepharis macularius
Lineage: Eukaryota; Metazoa; Chordata; Lepidosauria; Squamata; Eublepharidae
Product: rho GTPase-activating protein 20-like
Exons: 15
Coding region: 166-3522 (1118 amino acids)
Biological process (GO): regulation of Rho protein signal transduction; signal transduction
Molecular function (GO): GTPase activator activity
Source: RefSeq, a predicted model, not a curated record
GCUGCGGGCCGCCAGUCCGGCUGCUGCCCCGGGGCGAUCCGGCCGGCCGGCUGGCCUGCGGCGCCCGGGCAGGGCUGGGCGAGGGCGCGCGGCGCUCUGCGCCCGAGGCUGGCGGGAGAUGCCCGGGCGCGGGGCAGGAGCGCGGGGCGCCGGCCGCGCCUCGCCAUGACCCCGCAGCAGAGGGCGGCCCUGCCCGCCGGCCCCGGCGACCAGCAGCGGCGCGGGCGGGCCCCGCAGUGGAGCCAGAAAAUGAAGCCCAUUGUGCAAAGGCGGCGUUCCACCUCAGCCAUCAGCAAAGCUCUCAGCAAGUCCAAAUCCAGUAGGGAAAUUAUUUUUCCACUGACCCAUCCUGACUAUGGGUUCCCAGCUGGGGCCUCCGGUAGCCCCACCUCCAUGUUCCUCCUGGACGAGCGAGUGCAGUUGACCAUGGGCCUACAGACUCAAGAGCGCCAUUUGUUCCUCUUCAGCGACAGGCUAGUUGUGGCGAAGUCGAAGUCUUCCUCCAGCUUGAAGGUGAAGAAGCAGGUGGGGCUGAGUGACGUGUGGAUAGGAUCCUGCCUCAACGAAGUGUCUGAGAAAAAGAUGAGCCCUGAGAAUUCAUUUGUUCUCGGCUGGCCCACCAGUAACUUCAUUGUCACUUACAGAUCGCCUGCAGUAAAAGAAAGAUGGCUGUCAAUGCUGCUGUGGCAUAUUAAUGAAAUGAAGCAGAAUGAAUAUCCCAAAAGUUUAUCAAUGCAGAUUCUGUUGAUGGAUGGUGACAAUAGCUCCUCUAACACCACAAUAAGCAUAGCCAACACAGAGACAGCCGACAGCGUCAUCAAGAAGACCACUCAAAACUUGGGACUUCUGGGCCGACCAACUGACUAUCAUCUCUGGGUAAUACCAGGAAGGGAUGGUCCUGCAUACCCGCUAAUUGGUCAUGAAUAUCCCUUCAGCAUUAUUCUCGGCUGCCUCCGAGACUCUUCAGACCAACUCCAAGGAACCAACGAUAACAUGCAGCUGUCUGAUGAAAACGAAACUCCCCUCCUGGACCAGCUCCCCAGGGAUAGGCAAUGUCAGUUCAUCCUAAGACCCAAGCCCCAUGCUCCAGUGCAGCUGCAGAGAGAAAGUUUCCAGAAACUCACCAAGAGAAAGAAGUCUUUGAUUGAUUGGGCUCUCCGCCGAAGUACCAGCACCCCAACAGGCAGCCCAGCAUCACAGUCCCCAACCACCCCACGGAAGCUCUUUGGUCUGUCCCUAACAUCUGUUUGUCCUGACGGAAGUCUUCCCAAACCAAUCAUGGAUAUUCUGAAGCUCCUGUAUCACGAAGGUCCUUCUACAAGGGGCAUCUUCAGGCGUUCAGCUAAUGCCAAGAUAUGCAAGGAGCUGAAAGAGAAGCUCAACUCUGGAGAUGAAGUGCAAGUGGAUCGUGAGUCUGUCUUUGUCGCAGCUGCAGUCAUCACGGAUUUUCUGCGAAAUAUACCUGAUAGUGUUCUAUCCUCAGACAUGCACAAUCUAUGGAUGGAAGCCAUGGAUAAAGAAAACCAAGCACUUAAGAUUGAAGCAGUCCAAAGUUUAGUGAGUCAGCUCCCAGAAGCGAACUUCGUUUUGCUCAGGCACUUGUUUGGAGUCCUCCACCAUAUUGAGCAGAAUUCAGUGGAGAACCAGAUGAACGCUUUCAACCUGGCCCUCUGCAUCGCCCCCAACAUGCUCUGGCUGCCCAGCCCCACCAGGCCUGAGGAGGAAAGCAAGUCUACAAAGAAGGUGGCCACGUUGGUGCAGUUCCUGAUUGAAAACGCAGCUGACAUUUUUGGAGGAGAUGUGGCUUCACUCUUCCGAAAACCAGAACAAGAGAAGUCAGGAAGCUUGGACGACUUACUGGCUCAACACAACGAUUCCUCGGAUGAGAUGGAAUACGCUGCUUCCUACCAGGAAACGUCAAAGCAGCACUAUGUGCUUGAAACAGAGGAUGGCCUGCUGAGCGAGGAGCAGGAAGACUGGGACUUGUUCAGCGAGAUCACCGCUUGCUACCAGAGCAAAGCCAGGAAGAACGCCAGUGCCGACAGCUGUGACCUCCUGGAGGAAAAUGCUUCCUUCUACUCCAUGGGCUCAAUGUGCUCUCUGAGCCCUGCGAGGGAUCGGUGCUCCUCGGAGCCCAGCGUGUGCUUGAGCUCCCAGCUCCCCACCCUUGGCCACGAGCCAGUGGCCCGGCAGUCCAGCUGUGAUGCCACCAUCAUGCACAGCCAGGGGGACUAUAUCCAAAGGCUCAAGUUGCUGCAGUUGGAGAGUCAGAAGCUCAUGAAUGAAAGCCUGAGCCCUGGACUGAGCAGAGCGAGAGAGAAAUUCUGGAGGCGACCCCCUGCUCCAAGUGGUAACUUGGCCAAAAGCCUUGGCCUGCAGAAGUCAAACCUGUCAAACAGGUCUAGCUUCUCCAGCCUGUCCUCUCCCACCACGUCCCCCUCGGCCUCCUCAUUGAGCUCUUUAGACAGCGCAUUCUCAUACUGUUCCGAAUCGUCUGCCUUCAGCCCCACAGAUGUCUCACCCCUGCCAUUCAUGUUUGGCACUUCUGCCAGACUCCAUGCCUUGUCCCCAAAGGUGGCAAAGAGGUCCUUGAAAGAGUGGCACAAGCCUAUGACCUCCCCUUUGCCACUGAAUCCUUGCAGCUUGGAAUUGUGCAUUGAGAAUGGGGGGCAAGACCGGGAGAGCAGCUGCAGCCAAGAGCAGCCCAAGGGCUUCAUGCCGAUCAGUGCUAGGGAAAGCCUCCAUAGUGAAAGCUGCUGGGAAGAAGAAGAGAAAGAGGUCAGGCAGGCUGAGACUCAGUGCCCUCUAAGGUCAAGCCCCAUGUUUCCUGUCCCGAGUCUGGAGAGCAUUUCUCCAACGAGUCAGCAAGUGCAGAGAGAAAGAUCAGUGAAGCAUAUAGAGAUAAAGGGCCCGGAAGCUGCCUCUUGCAGUCAAGAAAGACUGAAACGCACCAAGAUAACAGUGUACAUGGCCCCAAAAGACAGAAGUCCGCAAGAGUCCCCAGCAGGACAAGAAGAUGAGGAUGUGGCCGCAAGUACCACGAGAAGCAGCAGCUCAGAUGGUAGCAACAACCCAAAUGCUCCCAAGAAUCUACACACAGUAAGAGUUCAUAUUCCACAGACGGUGUUUUAUGGGCAAAAUACUCCAUUGGUACUGCAGUCCACCUCCAGGAGGUACCAUCACAAAUCAGUGAGCCAACCCCCAGAAGUGAUGAACCCUCAAAGUACCCCUCUUCUGGACGAGCCAGUUCAGCAGGCCGCAGGCACCCAGAGCCCUAGCAAGGAAAGCGGCGGCAGCACAUCCAGCCAUUCCUUCCGCAUCCUCCUCCCAACGUCCAUUUGCAGCACCAUCCGGCAGUACUUCAGUCACGACAGUCACAAGAGCUCCUGUUCUGCAGAUGCAGAUGCCGUGGAGAGUGAACUCAUCCGGAGCAGGGCGGAGUGGCUGAGAAACCAGCCCUGUGCUAGCUCACCCACCAAGGAACAGAAUCACUUGAUUUUUGCAGAAGAGACAUUUGUCUAGGGGCGUGUACAUGGUGAUGCCUUCACUGUGUUUUUUUUAAAUAAGAGAGGGUGGGAUGUGAAAGGGCCGUGUAAUUCCUUGGUUAGAGGAAUCUUAACAGAUUGCCUCAAUCAACACACAAGUAAAUAUAUAAUUAAUAUUGUGGGCUUUUUCUUAACUGAAUUUUCUACUGAACAAUCAGGAAAGGAAGUUUACUCGUCUUGUGCAUGAAGAGUAGUAGCCCAUGCAAAGCUUUAAACAUAUUGAGGCGCUGCAUGUUUCCUACUUGGUUGCUAUUGUUUAUAAAAUCACAGAGGCAAUCGGUGGGUUGAGCCAGGCACAAGAAAAAGUCACUCCAAAGUUCCAGGGAACUCAAUAACAGUGACAUUAAGAUUAGACUAGCCUUCUUAGAGUUUUCAUCACAUUGAAAAUGCUAGCAAAAAGGUUUUUAUAUUUUUUUAUUCCCUACCCUAAGUGAAAUCCAGAAAGAAUACUUUCACUGCAACCCAGCUACUCUGUUCUUCCUAUGUAUGUCCUCUUUCCUUUGCCUUUGUUUUUUUGUGACUUUAAUUUCUGUGGAAUAAGUAACCCACCUUGGGCCCACCAUAUGGGAAAAGACAGGAUAAAACCAUAUUAACUAAUCCUAAAUGUAUUAAUGCGGCCAUAAGCCCCAAUGGUACUUCCUCCCAGGUUGAUGGGUUUAGAAUUGCAGCCUUUCCCAUUUUCAGCUGCCGUCAAUGUACUCAGCCUUCACUUAUUUUCACCAGAACCUUCCCCAAAUACUCUUACAGCUUUGCUUUCUCCAUGUGACAUACUUACUCCAGUUGUGGCCUUUGAGAAGGAAAGUAAAUGGUGGAAGAGUUUUCUGUCUAAGAAUUCAAGUGAAUCUCCAGGUCACUUAUUUGAGAACUCAGGUGGUUUGGUUUUUGCAUAAUUCCUAAGGACACGUGGAAGUAGGAAGUAGGAAGAGUAGGGACUGGACAUGUGAUGUGGUGGAAAGAGAGCAGUUGGUCUGCUAAUCUGGAUAUGUUUGAUGGGGCUGUAUUCCUCCUGUUGAAGCACUCUUUAGGUAUUCUAGGCUGGCUGAAUUCCAUGUGUUUUAUGGGGAUGUCAUGAACCACUUUGCACAACUUAACAUGCAACUGUUCAGCUUGCCAGUCGAUGCUCCACUAGUUGCUUUAUAUGGAAGUGAGACCUUCAUCAAACAAGAACCAGCUCAUUCAGUUUUUGUUUGAUCAAAAAUCUCACUAUAUUCCUUACUUGGAUCAUUCUUUCCCUCUUCAUAAUCACAUUACUUCUUAAUUAAGCUGGUUUUUCAUAUACUUCCAUUACUUUUCAUAGACAUCUUGAACAUUUUGCCUGCUAAUUUGUGUUUAAGGAGAGGGGGUGUUACUGACUGUACACAGCUGGCUACUUCACUCUAGAACUGGCUAUGGAACCAUCUCCAAGCUCUUUUUCUGCUCUCUGGAACUCUCGGUCUAGGGCAGUGAUGCUCUGUAUUCUUGGUGUUUGGGGGGGCAAUCAGUGGGAGGGCUUCUAGUGUCCCCCGCUAGCAGACCUCCUGAUGACACCUCAUUUUUUGGCCAGUGUGUGACAGUGUUGGACUGAAAGGGCCAUUGACCUGAUUCCAACAUGGCUGUUCUUAUGUUCUUAUGGUGGUUGUAGGAAAACACUGCCAAGCUUGCCCAUCAACCAGAACCCAGUGCCCUGGUUGAGCAAAGUAUAUGUACAGCAUGUACAAAAGGCAAAGCUGGGGCAAUCUGACAGGAAUGAACAUGUAACAAUGGGGUAACUUUGGAAAAUCUCUUGUCUCCCCAAAUGGCACAUUUCCUCUGGAGUUCCCAAGCCUUAUGCUCAUUAGCUGCUGCUGGGAUGCGCUGGUGAGGCAACUUCAUAAUUGGCUUCCCUGCUUUAGUUGUGCCACUUGGCAAGAGAAGUGUGUGAGAGCACAGCUGAGAGCCCCAUCCUGUGCACGUUUCAUAAAAAAGUUGGCAGGUGUAGGCUGAGAGACAUGCAAGAUCUUGGUGAAGAGGAAGUGCUCUUUGUUGUCUGGAAAGGGAGAGGAAACUGUGAAAUGUGUGAGGCUGAAUGAAAAUAAGCUGUGGAAAGGUUUUCAAAGGUUGUCCAGGCCACGCUGGAGAAUGCUAGAACAAGGUGAGUUUGCUUUAUUUUACUGGUUUAGGCAGCUUUCUCUCUACUGGUCCCCCCGAGUCCCUGCACCGAAAGCAAAUGGCCAAUCUCUUCUUCCUUAAGGUCUGGUCACUAGAGAUCUGGGGCGGGGGGGGGGGGGUUAACCUUCAAAGAAAAAAUGAUUAUUGAGUGCUUUUAUUGAAGAAAGGAUGAGAAUUAGACCUUUGCCUCAGUGUGGGAUGGAAUCCAUUUCUCUUGGUCUGACUCUUGUUUGGUAACCUGUGCCUGCUUUUAUUCCCACCUCAUUUUGUAGCAAUGAAAAUAUAUUUGUACCACAAUCCUGUCCUUGUCAUUUUGUCUUGCACAUACAUCCAUUAAACAGAUGUUUCUAAGCCAUAGUUGUAAAUAAUUCAAUAAAAACACAAUUUCCUUUGUCAAGUGUCUACUGACUCUUCUCCAGUACUGAUGAAAAAUGCUGGUUUGGAAAUCUUUUUGUUGACAUCUUUUGUUCAUGCAGAGAUCAUAGAGGAUGUAUAGAAUUUUCAGAUUAGAAGGAAUCUCAUCUGCUUUCUGUCCUGGUGAGCAGGGGUCUUCCUUCGGAAGGGAUGUAAAGGUGUAUGAACAGGCAAUGAUAACCAUGCAGAGGAAAGAACAUUGAUUUCUGGGAAACCUUCAGGCACACCUCCUGCAAUUACUCACCACCAUGAAGGUUAGACUGCUGUGCUAUCCAAUAGUAGGGCUGUGCACGCACACGCACACACACACACACAAAUCAUGUCAGUGUAGAUCUAGGUUUCAGGGAUACCACAAAAAUUCACUAUCCUUGAAAUCCAGAUAAGAUGCUUGAACCUUAUCCCAAAUUUAUUUGGUAAUUAUUCCCUAGAGAAAACUAUCCCAGGGGAGGCAUUUUUCAGGAAAACUAAACCAGAUUUGCAGGACACCUACUACUUCCUGUUCACCAAAGACUUUCCAAAUUUCAGGAAUUUCCAAUUCUAUGGACCCCUGAACAAAGUGCCCCAGCCACUCUCCACCGUUUCCUAAGGCUUUCCAGGCAAAGAAAAACCUUAAAGCAAAGGCAACCACUGGCCAAAAGCGAGUUCUGAAUGCAAGUCCCACUCCCAAAGCUAGCUGAACCAAGAAAGCCCAACAGAACUAAACUACAGCAAGGGGACCGACAUCAAAGCAAAGACUCCCAAUGUCGAACCAGAGAAUCUUCAAACUGAAGCAAGGGGGCAAUCGCCAGAGCCAGAAUAUCUGUGACACAGAAUUUAAAAGGUAGCUGGCAGCAGUGGCUUGAAGGGCUCUCUUGGAGCUCAGAUGCAGAGGUAGGAUGAGCUUCGCGGAAGAGAAAAACAGGCAAAGAGGCAGAGCAGCAGCAAAAUGUCAGGGCAAUGUCACAAAAUGGCUUGAAGCACCAAGAGGACUCCAGCAAGGUCUGCUGCAGGAGAUCAGCACGAGGCCAGUGGGGGACAGGAGGCAGCAACCAGAGAGGCUUGGAGAGGGGCCAGCCAGGAGCAUGGGGAGCCGUGAGUACACAGGCCAAGGGGGACAGGCUUGCCUUCCUUCCCUCAUUCCUUAAAAAAGAAAGCUUGUAGAGGCCACUGGCCAGAUUUAAACCUAAUGAUGCAGCCCAUCAGAGUCUGGCCUACUGGAUCUGAACCAGGAUUCUUCAAUGUGAUCCACCAUAGCCAGAUUAUGCCAGAUCAACAUACAUCCAGUUAUUUAGCCUGUUAACAAAUUGUGGAUUACACACCUCUGUCCAACAGUCUUGCUGUUCAAGAUAAACCAUGGAUCAAGUCAGGCUUAAGAGCCUUUGAACUGCAGCCACACCACGAGCCGCCAAGUGGUCCUACUGCAGUCAGGAUUUCGUAGCACAGCAACAGCCAUGUUGUAGUACGGUGUUGAUGGUGUAUUCAGAUGUUCACAAGAGAUGAACAACAUAUUUGUCUUCUUCCAUUGAUGUUUUUGUUUGGAGAUGUUGUCAUUGUGAGACAUUCCAUUAUACCAGUUUGGCUGCCGGUGUUCCCAUUCCUUUGUUUUGUUUACGGGGUUUUAAUGAAAAAUAUAUAGUAUACGCUGUUUAUGUGCCCUCAAAAUACGGUUAAAAUUGUGUGGAAUUCUGCAUGAGAAAACAGAAACAGGGACAAAACAAAGAGCAUAUACAUGUAGCCUUCCAAUUAGGCCUUAUGUUUUAAACCUGUUUAAUUUGUACUUGUGCACAUCUAUAAUAAAUACUUUCUAAUAUA